Messenger RNA from Asparagus officinalis (garden asparagus), 1486 nucleotides. Its product is annotated as UPF0503 protein At3g09070, chloroplastic-like. Lineage: Eukaryota; Viridiplantae; Streptophyta; Magnoliopsida; Asparagales; Asparagaceae. The record is from RefSeq and is a predicted model, not a curated record. The transcript is spliced from 2 exons. Bases 1 to 948 code for a protein of 315 amino acids.
AUGAAGGGCCAGCAGCAAAAAUCUGGCAAAAAAGCAGAGAGGAAGGGGGAGCUGAGGCCGGUCAAGGAUCACCGUGCUAAGGAUCCCGGGAAUCUCAGUCCAAGAGGCCAAAACUUUUGGAAAGCUUCAGGAAUUGGCGGGAAAACAAGAAGAUCGAAGGAAACGAAAAAAAAAAGCAAGCAGCAGGGCACUUCAACGGGCGGCGAACUUGCUAGAGGUUUCGCGGAAUCCCAGCCGGAGCCUCGCUCGGACGGGGUCAGGCGGCGAUCGUGCGAUCUUGGACCGAGAUUCUCCCUGGACGCUGGCCGGAUUCCGUUCGAUGAACCUAGGCUUUCGUUGGACAUCCGAUCCGUGCGUUCCCGAUUUCAUGCGCCCGUUCCGGCGAUCCAGCGAUCCGACGGUCAGAUACCGGUCGAAGAGGAUCUCAUGGUCCCCGGCAGUUCUAAGCAAGCCAAAAACUACUACUAUUAUGAUUCUUCUUCUAGAAGCCGGAGGCGGAGCUUGGACAGAUCAAAUUCAGUGAAGAAAUUCAACCUUGAGAUGAAUGAACAAAAACCGGCGUCAAGCGGUAGAGUACUGUUGCCCGCAGUAAGAAGUGAAUCCUUCAGACACUCGAGCUCGGAUGCUUUCGUUGAUGACCCGCCCGAUAGCUUUAGAGGGAAGAAGUCGAGAAAAUGGAGCAUUUGGGGAUUGAUACACCGUCAGAGUACCAGCAGCAGCAGAGGAGGAGGAGGAGGAGACAAUGUAGAUUGUUUGCGGGCUAACGAGUACAUUGACGGGUACAAUUAUAACGGGAGGGUUUCACGGAGUAAUAGUGCUGUGAGCUUGAGGAGGAGUUGCGACUAUGGCAAUGGCGGGCUUGGGAGUAUGAGGAAGAAGGGUUUAGGGUUAGAGAGGAAUGGGAGUUUGAGGGAUAAUAACGGUUAUCAUUUGUUCACGCGGUCAUAGUUGGCUUGUUGAUCAUCAACAGAAUGGUAUAGUCUAGCAUUGGCUUAUGAAUGCAUGUAUGUAUGUAUGUGCUAAAACUUUUAUCAGUACCGUCUCUUUCGAACAAUCCCUACGUUUGAUCGCUUGCGCUUUACUUAUACUAUGAGGUUAACGGGCUAGCUAGCGAGGGGAGGGAUUUCUGUGACUCUUGAAGAAGCAAAUUAAUCUGCGAGGUUUGAUCAGCUAGCCUCGGCUUAAAUUUGUAGUUAGUAGUAACUGAGUUAUAAAACUGCGUUGGUCAACCUGAUCAUAGGAACCACUCAGAGAAAUUUCACCGGACAAAAAUAAAAGCAGAAUUUGCAGUCAGUUCCCAGUUUCAGAUCAAUUUUGUGUAAGCUCGCUCGUCGUUGUUUCCCUGCUGCACUAUCAGGUGACAUGCAUACAUGUUUUCUGAUGGAACUGUUGUUUUAUAUAUGUUCUGCGCUAAUUUCUGUAGCAGUGCCUGUAAAGUUUGUUCCACACCAUCAGUAAUAAUACGACUUGGGCCCAUUAUGUUUCA